CAGGAUUAACUCUCUAGCCCCCAGCUGUGCUGAUUUGCGGGGCAGCCUGCCAGUCCAGUCCCCGCGAGCCCUCGCCGUGCGUGCAGAGCCCAGCGUGUGGAGCGGGGGAUGGGGCAGCCAGCUGCCUCUGUGCUGUGUCUGGGGCUGGCUCCCUGGCUGAGUGCGGUGGAGGGCCACAGCCUCAACAGCAGCUGCUCAAAAUCUGGGGUGGACGGAGGCGACCGCUCCUAGCUGUGGCCUGCAUCCAUCUGCUCCCUCUUCCUCCCUGCCUGUCCCCUCUGCCCGUCGCGCUACAGCAGCUCCCUCCAACCCACACUGCCCAUCAUCACCACGGCCAGGGUCGCCAGCCCCUCUGCCAGCUAUGGGGGACCUACCGGGGCUCGUGCGCCUUUCCAUCGCGCUGCGCAUCCAGCCCAAUGACGGCCCUGUUUUCUUCAAGGUGGACGGGCAGCGCUUCGGCCAGAACCGCACAAUCAAGCUGCUCACCGGCUCCUCCUACAAGGUGGAAGUGAAGAUCAAACCCACAACACUGCAGGUCGAGAACAUUUCCAUUGGUGGUGUGCUUGUCCCACUGGAGCUGAAGUGUAAAGAGCCUGAUGGGGAGAGAGUUGUCUACACGGGCAUAUAUGAUACAGAAGGUGUAGCUCCUACCAAAAGUGGUGAGCGACAACCCAUCCAGAUCACCAUGCCGUUCACAGACAUUGGGACCUUCGAGACAGUGUGGCAAGUCAAGUUCUACAAUUACCACAAGCGAGACCACUGCCAGUGGGGAAGCCCGUUCUCUGUCAUUGAGUAUGAAUGCAAGCCCAACGAGACACGCAGCCUCAUGUGGGUGAACAAGGAGUCCUUCCUCUGAAUACAGCUCCUUCUGAUGUUGCUAGACAAUCUCCAGAAAUCUACGUUUAGACAGACCAGCACAAGCCUUAACCAAGGCACACCACACCAUGGCUGUUUCCCAAUGACCUUCUAACCCCAAUUAUUUUGAACGUGUGAUUCCUCUCUGAUACAGUAGCUGUGACAUGAAAGAUGAUGUCACAUCCCUGAAAGUCCUCCGUCCACUACUCUAUGCUGGUGUUCCUGCAUCUAUCCACACUCCAUCACAUUGUCUACCAGUGUGACUGGAGCUCGGUGGGACUAGCAGGUUUGUCCUAGACCAGAAAGGUCCACAGGACCAUGGUAUUUUGUUUCCAAGACAAGCAAUGCCUCCCUUUUGUGUUCAUUGUCAAAUUAAAAUAACAAUGUGCUUGAGUUCCCCGUGUGUGAUAUUGUAACAUGUAGCAUGCAAUGUUUGUGAGCAUCCAAAGCAGACUUUGUGGAAAUGUAACACAAUCAGCAGUAAAUGGGAUUCCAAUGCUGUACUUCCUAUCAACAGCCCAGCUUUCUCAGAGAAAGAAAGAAAAUGACAGAAUAAAAAGAUGAAUCUAUAAAGAAACAUUUAUAAUGUAUUAAUAGUCUUUCAAGUAGCAAGGUAUUAUGCUGUGGCCUAGUAGAAAGAGGGAAAAGACAUUGUUGUGGAACUGGAACUUUGGGUCACCCUUUUGGCAAGCUACCAUAGACCAAACACGCAUAGAGAUGGCAUCCCUACAUACCAUUUCACUUGAACUUUGUACAAUCGUGUCUGGAAUGGUAAUCAACUUUUGAUAUUUCUUAAUAAAGACAUUGAAAAUCGUGCCCCAACUUGUA
Molecule: messenger RNA, 1683 nt
Organism: Peromyscus leucopus (white-footed mouse)
Lineage: Eukaryota; Metazoa; Chordata; Mammalia; Rodentia; Cricetidae
Gene: Cnrip1
Product: cannabinoid receptor interacting protein 1
Exons: 3
Coding region: 362-856 (164 amino acids)
Biological process (GO): negative regulation of signaling receptor activity
Cellular component (GO): plasma membrane
Molecular function (GO): type 1 cannabinoid receptor binding
Source: RefSeq, a predicted model, not a curated record